This is a messenger RNA of Durio zibethinus, 941 nucleotides long. RefSeq names its product V-type proton ATPase 16 kDa proteolipid subunit-like. Gene Ontology annotation, molecular function: proton-transporting ATPase activity, rotational mechanism. Gene Ontology annotation, biological process: proton transmembrane transport. The record is from RefSeq and is a predicted model, not a curated record. Gene Ontology annotation, cellular component: proton-transporting V-type ATPase, V0 domain. Lineage: Eukaryota; Viridiplantae; Streptophyta; Magnoliopsida; Malvales; Malvaceae.
UUUGGUUGCUGUUAUGCUUCCACUCCUUUUUUUAUCUAAGACGGCAACGUAAACCAGAGAGUCAGAUACACCGGACAGAGGGAGAUCAAGAACUCUCUCGACUCGUUUUCCUCAGAUCUAAACGACGUCGUCUCAGAUUCACUAAUUCCACAAUGUCUUCUACUUUCAGCGGCGAUGAGACGGCGCCCUUCUUCGGCUUCCUCGGCGCCGCUGCUGCUCUCGUCUUCUCUUGUAUGGGAGCUGCAUAUGGAACAGCUAAGAGUGGUGUAGGUGUGGCAUCAAUGGGUGUAAUGAGGCCUGAGUUGGUGAUGAAAUCUAUUGUACCAGUUGUUAUGGCUGGUGUUUUGGGUAUUUAUGGGCUGAUUAUUGCUGUUAUUAUUAGUACUGGGAUCAAUCCUAAGGCCAAAUCAUAUUACCUUUUCGAUGGUUACGCCCAUCUUUCCUCUGGUCUUGCUUGUGGCCUUGCUGGUCUUUCUGCUGGAAUGGCAAUUGGAAUUGUUGGUGAUGCUGGUGUCAGAGCUAAUGCACAGCAGCCCAAACUUUUUGUUGGAAUGAUCCUUAUCCUCAUCUUUGCUGAAGCUUUGGCUCUUUAUGGCCUUAUCAUCGGCAUCAUCUUGUCUUCUCGAGCUGGCCAAUCCAGAGCAGAAUAAGAUGCUCACAGAGCUGCUUAGUAUUCUUGCAUUGCUUAUUGGUAUCAAUGUACGGGAAAGAGUAUUGAUUAUGCUCAGGUUAAUUCUGAUCAGACAGCAAAUGCAGGGUUCACGUUAAUAUUUCUUGAAAGCAACCACUUGAGCAGUCAUUUGGUGGUUGCUCUUUCCUCCUUGUAGAAGUAGAAUUGAGUUUCUCUUAAUAAUAAAAUGUCAUGAAGCUUUUCCCUGUUUGAUUUUUGUCAAUGUAUCUUGCAGAAGUUGAAACUAUUAAUGGAAGUUGAAUUUUGGAGA